Messenger RNA from Daucus carota subsp. sativus, 522 nucleotides. RefSeq names its product inactive RHOMBOID-like protein 8. The transcript has 4 exons. Gene Ontology annotation, biological process: proteolysis. The record is from RefSeq and is a predicted model, not a curated record. The coding region runs from base 1 to 522 and encodes 173 amino acids. Gene Ontology annotation, molecular function: serine-type endopeptidase activity. Gene Ontology annotation, cellular component: membrane. NCBI's taxonomy places the organism in Eukaryota, Viridiplantae, Streptophyta, Magnoliopsida, Apiales, Apiaceae.
AUGGGAGCUCCACGGAAAACACUUUUGUUGAGAGAUCAUGAGGACUGGCGUCUUUUCACAAGCAUGUGGUUGCAUUCAGGGGGGUUUCACCUUAUGAUUAACCUCGUCACUGCAAUUUUUGUUGGACUUCACUUGGAGCAGGAGUUUGGACCCUUAAGGAUUGGAGUCAUCUACCUAUUCUCUGCUAUCUGUGGUAGCAUGGUGGCUGCGCUUUUUCUUCAAGAUAGGCCAACUGUUACUUCCUCCGGAGCCCUGUUUGGAUUGCUUGGUACCAUAAUUUCUGCUCUUAUCCAGAACUGGAGAAGUUACUCUAAAAAGCCUGAUCUCAGAAACAUGUCGCAAAGUACAGCAGGGUUGUUUGAGUAUGAACUCCAGCAUUCUUUCAAGCUACGACAGAAACUGGACAGGCCUGUGCUAAGGAGUGUUUUCUCUGUUCUAUUUCGUCUUCUACUUGCUGGUUUGACUAUGGCAUAUAUUUACGGAAUCAAUAUGAACAAGAAUUGUUCAUCAUGUGACACUUAG